This is a messenger RNA of Parnassius apollo (apollo), 2934 nucleotides long. Lineage: Eukaryota; Metazoa; Arthropoda; Insecta; Lepidoptera; Papilionidae. The record is from the annotation of a GenBank genome assembly.
AUGACUGUGUGGAAAAAACUUGAAAAUGAGGAAUGCUACGCCGUUGCUGUAUACAACUACACGAGCAGUUCACCGGCCCACUUGCAGCUGGAAGUGGGCGAGCUGGUGCACCUGCGAAGGGAAACGCGCGAUUGGUACUGGGGAACCAGCCUCCGCAGGGAUAAUAGCGGCGCCUUCCCAAAAAGCUACGUCGUUGUUCGCGACUGCACCGUUGAUAGAUGCGGAGACACAGUGGUCGCAUCUGCCGGGGGAGGCGGCGUUGUCCACGACAUUGCGGUCACGUUGCGCGAGUGGCUCAAAGACUGGAAGAAAUUAUACAUUACAAAUGACGAACGCUUCAAGUUCAUGGAGGUGAGCAUGCGCGCUCUGUUGGAGCUGAGGGCGCAGGCUGCCUCCAGCGCACUGCCGCAGGACCAGCUUAGAAAGGUCUCCAGAACCGCUAUAUUCACAAUCGACAAAGGAAACAGGACGCUAGGCAUGGAGUUAGCGGUGAGGACGCCUAGCGGUCAACUGGUGGACCCGCUCAGCACUUCCACGUACAAACUGAACGCACUGCAUGACGAAGCGAAUGCGAGACUCGAUAAAAAUAUGGAGAACGCGACGGGUGCGGGUGGUGUCGGGAGUGGUGGGGGUGGGGUGGUUCCGGGCGUGCGCACUCACUCACUGGCGGUGCGUGUGCACAACUUCGUGUGCCGCGUGGGCGGCGGCGCGGAGCUGCUGCUGGCGCUGCACGACGCGGCCGGCGCGCAGCUCACCGAGCCGCUACUGCUGCGCUGCCCCGCGCACCAUCUGGCGCCCGCGCACCUGCUCUUCACGGAUUUGGGCAGCGAUAUAAAGAAGGAAAAGGUGUUCCUCGUAUGUAAUGUCGUGCGGAUAGGUUCCAUGGAGCCGCAGAAUGUCGACCACAGACGAAGUUCUGUGGCGCCGCAAAUGCCGGUGGGUGGUGGUAACGGCGGUGGCAGCGGUGGCAGCGGCGCGGGCCGCAUGCGGCGCCCGUUCGGCGUGGCGGCGGCCGACAUCACGCGCUGGCUGGCCGCCGACUGCCCUGACAAAGAGCUGCAGGUGCCCUUCUACCCUUGUGAGAAAGAAAACAUGGAGACGUUACUGAAAAAAAUAAUAUCGAAUCGUGAGUUAAAAGAUACGAAAAAUCCGCUGGGCUUGUGGGUCUCUCUGCAACUCGUCGAAGGCGAUAUAAAGCAGGAGAGCGGGCACGUGCCGAGCGGUGGCGCGGCGCGCAAGCUGGGGCUGCCCGAGGUGGUGCUACCGGGCGACGCGCGCAACGAGCUGUACGUGACGCUGUGCGCCGGCGCCUACUCGCGCGGCGGCGGCAAGUCCUCCGAGCGCAACAUCGAGCUCACCGCGCGCCUCGUCGACCGACGCGGACGUCUCUUGCCAGUAAGUACACUGUGCACAAGCUGUAAGUACACUGUGCACAAGCUGGUGCUGCCGGGCGACGCGCGCAACGAGCUGUACGUGACGCUGUGCGCCGGCGCCUACUCGCGCGGCGGCGGCAAGUCCUCCGAGCGCAACAUCGAGCUCACCGCGCGCCUCGUCGACCGACGCGGACGUCUCUUGCCAGGAGUUAUUUCUAUAAGCGCUAAUACGCCUCUAGUGGACGAAUACACCUCGCUAGUUUACUAUCACGAAGAUAGACCGAGAUGGCAAGAGAUUUUCAAGGUAUGCCUCGAUAUUGAGACCUUCAAGGAGGCACACAUAGUGUUUCUGUGCCGGCAUCGAAGCUCGAACGAAGCAAAGGACCGAGCGGAGAAAUAUUUCGCGCUCUCCUACCUGCGUCUUAUGCAGAGGGAGGGAACCACCACGCCCGACAUGCAACACAAUCUCUGUGUAUAUAAGAUCGACAACAAACGAUCGGGCAGCGAUGUAGAAACUGAAGCGGCUGCAGUUUGUCUCGGUUUGCCCUCUAGAAGGGACGAACUGCCAGCAGGCGCAGAGAAAGGUCUUACUAGAGGUCCAUUGUCUCUGGUUUACCGCGACUCGCUGACUGUCGCCACAAAGCUUUGUUCUACUAAACUUACGCAACGAGAGGAAAUCCUCGGCGUGCUAAAAUGGAACACGCACUAUGCAGCGGGUACGUUACGCACAGCAUUACAGCGGUUGCUGCUCGUUCCCAGCGAGGAACUGGUCAAAUUCCUGCAGGAUAUACUGGACGCACUCUUUAAUAUACUCACACAGGUGGAGGAAGAUGAGGAAGGCUACACGGAGCAGAGCUACGGGGUACUUGUUUUCGAGUGCCUCUUGAGAGUGAUAUCGCUGGUAGCUGAUCACAAGUUCCAGCACUUCCAGCCCGUGUUGCAUGUCUACAUUGACGAGAGCUUCUGCGACGCGUUGGCUUACGAGAAGCUGAUCUCGGUGAUGUCGUGGGCAGUGCGCGCGGCGGAGCGCGGCGAGGCGGCGCUGAAGCGUCUGCUGCUGUGCAUGAAGUGCCUGGAGAACCUCACGCGCCUCGUCGUGCGCAGUGCGCAGCUGCAGGCCGCGCUCGCGCAACCCUCGCACGCGCCCCGCGCGAUACAAGCCCCCCGCGCCGAGUGCCCGCAGCUGGAGGAAUUUCUGGAGGCGUUAGUUUGGCUUAUGCGUUGCGGCGACCACGCCCUCACGUGUCAGGGCUCCGCGUUGAAGUAUCUCCCACAUGCGAUACCGCACGCCAUCAAAAUCUUUCCCGAAGUUGAACUCAGCGCGUACUGCGUGAUGGCGCUGGAUGCGCUGCCGCUGGGGCGGCUCAGCAAGCAGCGGCUGCUGGCGCUGCUGGAGCUGGCGCGUGGCCCGCUGGCGCGCGAGCCGGCCGCCGCGCGCGCGCCUGUUGCCGCACCUCGCCGCCACGCUGCGGGCGCUGCUGCGCGCCUCAGCCGAGGUCUUGCAAUUUUAUUUAAAAAUAAAUUUAAGUUCAAUCCUAAAUCUUCAUUCCGUCUUGUGUAA